UAUGGGCCGAUCGUAUCUGCAGGAUUACCUAAAUAUAGGGUUUCCGCAAGUCGCAGAUGGAACAGGCCUCGUCGCCUUUUGGCCCUGCUCCCUUGCGACGAGCAGCUGUUGUAAACCGCCUUUGAACCAGAUAUACCCCUUCCUGUUGUUAUCUCACUCGACAGUUCUGCUAAGCCUUGACGAGUUGUAGCGGCGAUCGGUCCUUGUUCGACGCUUAACAACCCCUGGUCCGGCGAUCAUUAACCUGUGAUCUGCCUUUGCCUCUCCAUCCCUCUCCGCUCGCUCUCACGAUCGUAAAUUUCGCGCCCGAUAUCGAUGUACGAUGCAAUGAAGUCGAUAAGAGAUGGGAGAAAAUGAUUCAAAAUCGGAACAUGGCAUUGCUAUUGAUGCUUUCAUAUCGGCACAACACGAUUCGUACAAGAGCACUAUCAUGUCGGCUCCAGAAAUGACCGAGACUUCAAUACGAGUCCAUACAGCGCCUGGCCCUACCCCAGGCAAUGCAACCGGCGAUGGGGACGGGACAUCGAAAACCGCUAGGAGGCAUAAGCCAUAUUCCAAGACCACUGUGGUCAGGCUGGUGUCCACGAACGCGACUUCAUCUGCAUUCCCCGAAUCUCUCGGUCUCGCCCUAUCUGUUAACGGACGGUGGUUGGCCGCAUUCAGCUCCUCUGCGCUAUACGUGAUAUCUACGGAACAUCUACCGGCAUAUAAGAACACAUGCAGGGCAUUUCACGUACGAAGAAAACCUCUGGCUGUGUCGAUCAGCGACUCGGGGCGAUUUGCAGUAUUGACGACCUCGCACAAAAUAGAUGUUUACUAUUGCGAGCAUGGUGAUUUACUGAAAGGAGCGUGCAAGAAAUUAGAAACAAUUCAUCUAGACAACGAGGCGAAGACUCUGGCGUUCUCCUGGUGUGGAGAGAUCGUGGCUGCUGGCUCGGACGUUGGGCUCGAGAUCAAGAAUCUCAGCCCGGGAAGCAUGGAAACAGAUAAGAGAUAUAUAACCUGCUCUGCCUUGGACAGGUUAAUGUUCUCAAAGGACAGUCGGGCCCUUCUCGCUACAUCCGUUUUCAAGAAAAGCCGAUACUCAACCUUCAUCUCUCUAAACGACUCGUUCGAGGAUGCCUUCGUGGAGGAAGUGAUCGAACAGCAGCCGCUUGGCAAACUCUGGAUAACACAGCUUCUGUUUCCUGAGCGUGUAAAGGCACGGCAAGCUGCUCUCCUUCCAACCUCCAACAGCGACCUAGUGAACAGCGAGAUCCUAGCCUUUGACUCACAUCUCGAUCAGUUCAAGGUGUACGACGUCACUAUGAAGCGAUUCACAAGUAGAGAGUUGGGCACACCGGAAGAGGUCGUCUGGACACGUCAUCACAAACCUGAAGAGUCCGUCCCAGCAAUAUCAGAAGAUGCAUCCACAAUCGCCGUCGCUGUACGAUCGAAGGUCGAGAAAGAGAUUUGGGUCUACCAUGUUCCACCAUCGUGGUGGGAGCCUGCCCAUACGGGCUCUCCCGAGUCCGAGAGCAGCGAUGGGUCAAACAACGCCCUCGAUGCUGCAGAAAAGAUCAAGUUGUUUAGUAUCAGCGAAGGAGCACCGCCUGAGACGAUUACGAAUUUGCAAUGGGUGCAGACCAUGGAGGCGGAAAUUGACAGGCUUGUGGCGCUGGUCAGCACAUCCAAUAUCGUAAUGCCGGAGGAAGUGGUACCAAUUGAAGCUCCUGCAGCGAGUGGCAAGCUUUUCUUGAUUGACUUUUUGGACAACACCACAGACGAGAGCGCAGAACAGCCACCUGAAGUUCUUGUUGAUCUAGGCGAGCUUACAGUCUCCGAAGAUCUCACAGAUGAGGUCUUGGAGCUCGAUCGGGAAGUAGAUCUAGUCAGGCGGCGAACCCAGAUCCAGCGUAGUAGACCACCAAAUAGACCACCAGCCAACCCCAUACCAAGUCCAAGAGGAAGCUUGAGACGAUCGCUGAGCUCCGGUGGUAGCGGAGGAGUUCCAACCUUGCGAGGAUUAGAGCAUUCAAAUAGCGGGCGUUCAACGCGAAGGCGUCGAUCUUUCUCUAGUUUGUCCACAAACGAAGAGCGCGAAGAGGCUGUUGUCAUGCCCGUCGACGAGCCAUACUCUCAAUCGCAGCCGAGAUCGUACUUUACUUUGCAUCGCGCCGCCACUAUUGCUGCCAAUGCGCCAGCGACCAGGCAGCAUCUUAGAGCUCUUCCAGAUCGGCCUUUAGAAUACCGACGAGCUGAUGGGCUAAGAGAGAUACCGCACGAAAGCGACGCAGACAAUUGGGUCCCACCUCCACCUGUUUAUAGCGAGGAGCCCGACAAUGUUGUCAGCCAUCCGGUCUCCGCCAAUCCUCAAGCAGUUGCUGCGUAUGUCCCUCAGGCACCUAAGCCGCCAAGUCUCAUGCAGAAUCGACUAUCACGGCCGCUGUCUGGAGUACCUCCAGUCUCUGCGAUUCCUCUAAACCCAAGCUCGACGUACGCCACUCAGUCGCAGGCAUACUCACAGGGUUCGGCUGUGCUUGCUCAGCAUCCGGGCUCGUCAUCCAAUGCUAGUACCAUGCAACAGCUUUUGCAUCCUCGAUCACGAACUACAAGACCAGGAUCUUCGCAUAUGAGUGCCAGCGCUAGCAGUCUGCAGGCAAGCUCUCAAAUGGCGCUAGACAGUCUGCAGACCAGUAGUUCGCGCAUCCCGAACCAUCGUAAUGCUGACUCAGCCUCAUCGACUUCUAGUCGAACAAGUCAUAACACGGCGAUAUUCCAACCAGGCCAACAGUCAACUUUGAAUGCAAACAUAGCUACUUCAGCACCGGUAAUACCACUUGUUACUCAGGGCUUACCGCCCAAUAUGACAGCUCCGUCGCCCAUUGCGGAGUUUGUAAGACCGCCGGCUACACGUCGGGAUACACCUUCGCCGGCAAGUCCAAUCGUGGAUCAAGUUGCUCCGCCGCACCGAAGAUCAGGCAGUGGUAGUUCGCCUACAACUGGUGCGCUUUUAGGUGCGUGCACUGAUGCCACUCCGCAUGCAGUGUCUAGCGAUCUGACGCGGAGUUUACCAUCAGUUCCGACUGUAAUGCAAGAGUCGUCACGGAGGAGUUUGGAAAAUAACAGUCCGUCGUCAAGGAGGACACAGCGGCCCGUACUGAACCGACUUGCUACCAUCGCCUCAGUAUCAGAGCAGCGGCAACAAAAUAACUUUAUUCCCGAGCCGAUCAUACACAGCGCAAGCACGCCGACCACAACAGAUACGUUUGGUCGGAGACAGUGGUGGCGCAUCGGUGCUGCAAGAACUCCAAGAGCAGAAGGAGCAUCUACACCAAUGCAACGCGAAGCGAAUGGUCUGAGACCUGGCUCAAGGAUCAUGCAGUAUGCUCCUAUCGAUCAACCGAGACACGCGGCAACAGCACCUGCGACAGCGCCUACGACGGGCAGCAAAACAAAAGAGAAGGAUGGCGGAUCAAGGUGUGCCAUCAUGUAGCGCCUCGGCCAUGAUGAUAAAAUGUGAAUUCGAGAGGAGAGCACUGAAAUUGAGAUUUAUGAUACCCAAAUACGCAACAACAUUGCAGGUCAAUCAGGUCGAAGAGGAGACACCUUUUUCGAUAUGGUGAAAAAGCGCGAACUCCCUUCGAGCCUCCACACAGCUUGCGGUUGGAGGAUGUCGCGACUUUAAUUCCUUUUCGUUAGAUAUAUGGAGCUACUUAGUUAUUCAUGAGCCACGGUUGCCGCGAGGCCAAAAAUCUUG
Messenger RNA from Verruconis gallopava, 3739 nucleotides. RefSeq lists its product as uncharacterized. Gene Ontology annotation, molecular function: protein binding. NCBI's taxonomy places the organism in Eukaryota, Fungi, Ascomycota, Dothideomycetes, Venturiales, Sympoventuriaceae. The transcript has a single exon. Bases 344 to 3475 code for a protein of 1043 amino acids. The record is from RefSeq and is a predicted model, not a curated record.